GGUUCAAUGCUAAAUUUUGGUUCGGUUUUGGUUUAGAUACGAUUCGGUUAUUUCAGUCCGGUUCAAAUCCGUAAGUGUUGUGGAUAAUGUUAAGAGAGUUUUUGGCGUUUUGGGUAUAGGACUAUACACGUGUCGUAAAACGGUGGCUUAUCGGCUUCCACGUGUCAGUAGCGCACCAUCUUCCUUUCUAUAUAGCCAAUGCUACAAAAUUCUCUGUUAACUUCACACUACUAGUAUGGAGAAUCAUGGAGGAAGAAGAAGAGACAUAGCCAUAACCGAUGGAGAAAGGAGGACUGGUUCUUCGGUUGUGGCUGCAACCGUAGCAGCUGUAGCAGUGGUCGGGCCGCUUUUUGGUCUGAUGAGUUUCAGCUUUGUGGCGACGGUGACUCUGUUUCUGAUCGCUUCUCCAUUGCUGCUGACAUUUGCUCCAGUUUUUAUGGUGAUGGUAGCGGUUCUUGUGGCGGCUAUGGUUGGUGUUGGGGUAGCUGCAGCCAUGUGGAUGAUGGGAAUAGCUGCUUUGGUAUGUUGUGGCCGAGAGAUUGGUAUUGAAACCGGAGUGGCUGGGAGGAUGGUUGAGUCGGUUGUGAGAGAAUUAGGUUAUGGUCGGAGUCGUUACUUACGAAACAAAUCAGAGUAUGGCUAUUCUUCUUCUUCUCGAGCUUACUAGUUCAAACUUGGAAAAAUUCAUGGGAAUUUCAAGGAGAUGGUGAAUAAAGAAAACACAGAGAUAUGGUUAUGAUAAGAAAACAAAAAUUUAAGCAGAAGUUUUUCGAGAGAUAAACCUGUAAUGUCUAUCCAAAGAAAUCUACUUAUGCUAUAUCAAUUUUUUUGUCGUGUUUUUUUUUUCCUAAGUCAAUACAAACAGAUUUAAAAAAAAAGAAAAGAUUGUAAGUUUCUUUUUGGUCAAAAAGAUUGUUAACUUUAAAUGAUAUAAUAAUUUUAAAAGGUUGAAUUAA
Messenger RNA from Arabidopsis lyrata subsp. lyrata, 956 nucleotides. RefSeq lists its product as uncharacterized. Gene Ontology annotation, cellular component: monolayer-surrounded lipid storage body; membrane. The record is from RefSeq and is a predicted model, not a curated record. Lineage: Eukaryota; Viridiplantae; Streptophyta; Magnoliopsida; Brassicales; Brassicaceae. The transcript has a single exon. Gene Ontology annotation, biological process: lipid storage. The coding region runs from base 236 to 667 and encodes 143 amino acids.